This is a messenger RNA of Argiope bruennichi, 843 nucleotides long. RefSeq lists its product as uncharacterized. NCBI's taxonomy places the organism in Eukaryota, Metazoa, Arthropoda, Arachnida, Araneae, Araneidae. The transcript has 2 exons. The record is from RefSeq and is a predicted model, not a curated record. Bases 79 to 780 code for a protein of 233 amino acids.
UAUGCCUCGAAGAGAUUAAUAAUCGAAUAUUUAAAUUUUCUUUUAGGAGAGAAAUUGAAUUUAAAAUCCUUGUAAAACAUGUCAAGAACAUAUUUGGGAGAUGUUGUUGGAAGAAUCUACCCAAGAAUGGGCUCCAGUUUUCUCAACCUGUCAGCUGAUCAGAAUCUCCUCCUGCACUUCAACAUAGUUUUCAUCAAGGCAUAUCUCCUCAUACAUGUCUUGGGAAAUGUUAUUCCAAUGAUAAGCGCAAUCACAUUAUCGUCCAUCAUGAUUUUAUUCACCGCUUUGCAAUAUCCUGUGUCAAAAUGCCACUUGUUCGUUUUAGCAAUGUGGUUUGGCAUAAAUUUUUUAGCAUACUAUAAAGAUUUCCCUUCAUUUGUUUUUGCCUAUGUUAUAAUAAGUUCAUUCAGAGAAGAAAUAAUUCAAUUUUUUAUGGAUGUUUUUGUACUAUUAGGCCUGAUAUUUUUUCUCAUUAGUUCUUCCGAUAUAUCGAAGAUUUUCAACACGAACUUCUAUUUGCAAAGGAAUCUAUUGAUACAAUAUUUAGUACUCCAAUUUAUAAUGUUAUUUCAGUUAAAUCAACAGCACUAUCGCCGUUUAAGUGUUAUUUCUAUACUUUUUACAUCAGUUAUGCUGUCUCUGUAUGUGGAUAGAUCUUUUAUCUUGUUAUUUAAUGCUGUUUUUUAUGAUGUCUGUUUGUUGUUCUUUUAUGUACGUUGGAUAGGUAUAAAAAUGCUGGAAGAACAACGGAGAAGGGAAUUAGACCCGAUUGUGUUUUAAGUUUCAUCUCGAAAAUUGUUAAUUUUAUUUAGAAAUUGCAUGAUUAAAUUUCUUUUUAAAUGU